Hemicordylus capensis (graceful crag lizard) is the source of this 1594-nucleotide messenger RNA. It is a transcript of the gene TSEN34, whose product is annotated as tRNA splicing endonuclease subunit 34. Gene Ontology annotation, molecular function: tRNA-intron lyase activity; nucleic acid binding. The transcript is spliced from 5 exons. Lineage: Eukaryota; Metazoa; Chordata; Lepidosauria; Squamata; Cordylidae. The coding region runs from base 170 to 1030 and encodes 286 amino acids. Gene Ontology annotation, cellular component: tRNA-intron endonuclease complex. The record is from RefSeq and is a predicted model, not a curated record. Gene Ontology annotation, biological process: tRNA splicing, via endonucleolytic cleavage and ligation; tRNA-type intron splice site recognition and cleavage.
UAUUGAGAGCAAAAGAGGGCGGGGAUUGAAGGGGUGCGGGGAAGAUUUCUGGGCUCGCAUGCAAAGGAGUCAAAGAGGGUAAAGCACAGAGAGGGUCGGAAAUUCGGCUGGAAAGUGGAGUCAAGAGGGUUAGAGCAAGAAAGAGGGAAGCUCAGAUAUUGGCCCCGGCAUGAUCCGAAUCCACCUCCUGGAGGGAAAGGCUUUUGUGUGGAAUUACACAGACGCGCGGCAGAUCCGAGAGAAGCAUCGCAUUGUCGGCACGCUGGUUGGAGCAUUGGCUCGGAAGCCUCGACAGAACGUGCGGAUGGGGCUUCCCCUGCAGUUGCUCCCGGAAGAGGCUCGGCUGCUGGUGGAAAGGGGUGUGGCAACUUUGCUGAAAAACCCAGCUUGCCAGCCCCAUGGAGAUGACACGGGCCAGGGUCCUUCCACCCUGGAGGACGUGGCUACUUACCAAAAAGGGUUAGAGGAGAACUAUCGGGAGCAGCUUAGACUUGCUGCCGAACAAAGGAAGGCCUUAUUGGACACUCUUGCCGAACGCAUAGCCCAGGGCCAGGCGAAGAAGCGGCAGCAGAAGGGAGAGGAUGGAGAUCCCCCCUCAAAGCCUGCAGACUUGGAAUCCACUUUUGCGUUUCCUCGGGAAUCUAUGAUGGUCCAGCUCCCAACAGAACGGACGCAGCCGGGCCCAGAAGAGGAAAUCAACUGUCGUGUGCCUUCCCAAGACUGGCCUUAUGCAGGACAACAGGGCCAUGAGUUGCGUUACCGUGUCUUCCAGAACCUCUGGCAACGGGGCUAUUAUGUCACCAGCGGCAGCAAAUUUGGGGGCGACUUCCUUGUUUAUCCAGGAGACCCGAUGCGGUUCCACGCCCACUACAUUGCCCUCUGUGUCCCUAAAGAUGAGCCCCUCUCCCUUUGUGACAUCAUCAGCGCAGGACGGCUUGGCACCAACGUCAAGAAGACUGUUCUUCUCUGCUCAGUUGAGCAGGACGGGACUGCAGUAUAUUCAUCCCUGCAAUGGAGCGGAAUGCAGUGAGAGUGGACUGCUUGUUGGGUUCCAGGAUGGCUUAUUGGCAGUGGAGAAGGGCUUCAGGUCUUGUGGCAGGCCUGCUCAACUCCCCUCCCCAGCUGUUUUUGGACUACAACUCCCAUAAACCCCAGCCACAGUGGCCAAUAGCUAGGAAUUAUGGGAAUUGUAGGCAGGCAUCUACAGGAGGGCCAAAGUUGAGCAGCCCCAUCUUAUGACAAUUGACCACAAUCUACCUCAUUCACAGCUGACCCACCAUUACUGGCAUUUUAUAAAUGCUCAUUCCCAUGCAGUAAUUGUCAAAGGUACUUCAAAUGGCUGCCCCAUUUCAGAGGCAGCUGCAAGGAGAGGUACAGCUCUCUGCAUGGAAACAGAUGGCCCAGACCUUCCUAUUCAUUACCAUUUUAGGCAAAACUUUUGCAAAGGCAGGAGAAUAAUAUACCCCUUUCCAGGGCUGCCUUGGGUAGUUUUAUUUAUUUUAUUUUUGCAUUAAUAUACCGCCUUUCGUUAAGACAACCCCAAGGCGGUUUACAAAAGUUAAAACAUACAAUAAAAAGACAAUAAAAACAUCAA